Messenger RNA from Danio rerio (zebrafish), 612 nucleotides. It is a transcript of the gene rerglb, whose product is annotated as RERG/RAS-like b. Gene Ontology annotation, molecular function: G protein activity; GTPase activity; GTP binding. The record is from RefSeq and is marked provisional. NCBI's taxonomy places the organism in Eukaryota, Metazoa, Chordata, Actinopteri, Cypriniformes, Danionidae.
AUGAAUGACAUCAAAUUGGCCUUACUGGGCAGUGAGGGAGCAGGCAAAUCUGCGGUUUUGGUGAGAUUCUUAACCAAGCGGUUCAUAGGAGAAUACGCGUCAAAUGCCAACUCUUUAUACCAUAAAAGGCUUUCCAUUGAUGGAAGACAGUUGAACUUGGAAGUCUUUGAUCCAUGCUCGCAGAGUGGAGAAAGCAGAUGUAUCCUAGAGGAGCCGGUGGAUUGGGCUGAUGGCUUUGUAGUGGUGUACACCAUCAGUGACCGUACGUCCUUCCUAAAUGCCAAAAACAUCCUGGCGCAGAUCAAAGAGAGCCGUCGAGAGACCUGUAAAGGAGAGGUUCCUGUUUGCCUGGUGGGUAACAAGCAGGACCUAUGCCACAGCCGUCAAGUAAGCGAGGAGGAAGGCCGCGUUCUGUCGCAGGAGUACAAAUGCCUCUUCCAGGAGGUGUCUGCAGCUGAGAACUACCUGGAGAUCUCCAACCUCUUCACAAAGCUCAUCCGGCAUGUGAUGGAGCAGCUUAAGCACAGGGGCGACCGCAGGCGGUACAGUGGGUCUAAGUCCAUGGCCAAGCUCAUUAACAAUGUCUUUGGCAAGAGGAGAAAGUCUGUUUGA